Molecule: messenger RNA, 1383 nt
Organism: Babjeviella inositovora NRRL Y-12698
Lineage: Eukaryota; Fungi; Ascomycota; Pichiomycetes; Serinales
Exons: 1
Coding region: 142-1143 (333 amino acids)
Source: RefSeq, a predicted model, not a curated record
CGCGCUCAUUGGUUGAGCCUUGGGUUAGUAGAAAAGAUGACCUUAUAACAGCUCUCCCAUGGAUUUAAAUUGGGCACUAUAUAAGACGAUUAAUGACCCCAGUUAGUUUAAAUACUUGCUUCAAAUAUUAUCAAAACCAUUAUGAAGUUCUCUCCAUUGUUAUUAAUUCCAUUUUUACUUCAGGUAGCCACGGCUGCUGUACGUACCACCACUGUUUCUACCAGUCUCACCAACUCCGUCCCAUCCAACCUCUGUAGUUCCUAUAUUACUUCUGGUGGUCAGGGUGCGAGUGCCUGGCAUGCCACGGCGGAAUUCUAUGCCGAUUCAACCAACGGCAUCACCCUUUUAGGAACUGGGGUUAGAAACUACAAGUACAUUGUCCAAUGGUACUUCAGCUUUGAUAGUCCGUUAGGGGCUACCGAUUUUGAUGUCUCUUGUUUAACCUCCCUCGUUAGUACGUUUUCCGCUAUCAGCGUUACCGUCAAUACCGAACAGGGUGCCUUUAUCCUUUCCUAUAACGACACCGUCACCUAUCCAGUGGUACUUGGUGUGGAUCUUCUGAGCGGGUAUAACUGUUUCGAUUCCUUAAUCGGCUUUACUCUGAGCUUCAAAGGUGGGGAUACUUCCAAGACUAUUAUUUUGGGGUCUUCCCUUUUCUGGUUGAACCCAGUUAGCAGCGUGAAAUGUAUCCUCGGUUCCAUGAAUGCGGAAUGUAUCGCUUUGACUUAUCCAGCGUUCACCAAGUGUGUGGUCUGGAACAGUUGUAAAGGUAUACCGCCUUCUCCAAGCGUCGUAACACAGACCAGAACUUCCGUUCAGACCAAUGGAUGUACCGCGGUUGAUAAGGUCCAGAUUUCAGCUUUCACAUAUAAAACCGUGUUAUUUCAGGAAAAUACCUACUUCCAAACUCUGGUCGCUAAGUGGGUGGUGGCGACACGUACCAUUUUUUUCAUUCCAUUCUAUAGUACCUCCUACUCUACGCAUACCUACACCAAAACUCAAACAGUUACUCAGACCUCGUUAGUUCCUACCUACUCUAUGUCUACGAUUGCCGCCGUUACUCUGUGUCCAAGCUCUUCCGCCCACCCAGCACUUGGUGUUCCAAACCCCCCUGCCACGACUAUGAACACUGCUUAUAUUUAAAUAUGGUGUACUUUUUAUAAAGCUAUUAUCAAUAAUUAUGUACAAAUUUAUGAUAAUAACCUACUAAUACGCCCGACGGCGGCAUUACAUCCGGAAAGAGCAGAUAUACUGUGGCCAUGAGUUCGGACAAUACUGAAUAUUAAAGAGUAAAGUAGAUAACUGAGGGUAUUACAGAUAUCACCGAGAGAGAUUACUAUAUGCGGAAAAUAUAAGGCUGGAGAAUAUACCAUGUCCUAGGAG